AUGCUCACCCGAUCCGCAGCCACUUCUUCCAACUCGUUGACGAGUUCUUCCUCUUCAUCAUCCGCAGCAACAUCAAUGAUGCAACAACCACGACGAAGGAGAAAUUCCCGAAGGAAGAAGAACGAAUUGAAUAAUCAUACCCUAUCGACGAUACAACAAACGGAGGACGAGGAAGAAACAAACUACGGAUCUGAUGUAUUUUUACAUUUUGAAGAUAUUAAUCAAGAAUCGGAAGUGCAACAAAACUCAAGGAGAGGAAACAAAAGAAAGAGAAAUCAUCAUAGGCAUCAAAAUAACAGAAUUAUAUUAGAAGACCAAGACGACGAAGAAGAAUUUCAAACUCCUUUUUCAUCACAACAACCAUCAUCAUCUCAAGAAUUCGAACCAAGUAGACAAAAUAGAAGAAUUCAAAACGAUCCAAUGACACCACCAAUAAUGAUAAAUUCUAACAUGAUCAAUGAUUCAAGACGUGCACCUCCAACAAAUGAUGAUGUGCACGUCAUUGGAGACAACAACAGCGCCAAUGCUCCUAUCGUGAUAGAGGAUGAAGCAGAUGUUUAUAGACAUCAUGGAAAUUCUGCAGACGAUGCCAUUGUGUUAGAAGAUGCGGAAGAAGAGGAAGAACAUCAACAACAACAACCUACUCAACCACAAAAUACUUCAGGUGGUGUGCCCAUGGAUAUUCCAUUCCUAUCUUCCAUGCUUCCUCCUACAUUACUUCUUUUUCAACACCACCCAUUAAUAUCUCCCAGAAUUAGCUUGUUAAUUAGCUCAAUAGCACGAUUACGAGCAUCCCACAAUGACCGUCCUUCUACGCCUGCAAGGUCCAAUAAUUUGUCGAAAAUCAAAUAUCAACCACCCGAAUCAGGAGACAAAGAAGAAUGUACCAUAUGCCUUUGUGAAUUUGAAAAGAACAAGAAAGUGUACAAGACAGGAUGUGGACACAUGUUCCAUGUCCGAUGUUUAGACCAAUGGUUUAGACAAAACACCAAUCACACUUGCCCUAACUGUAGAUCUCACCUUGUCAAAUGA
Molecule: messenger RNA, 1032 nt
Organism: Naegleria lovaniensis
Lineage: Eukaryota; Heterolobosea; Eutetramitea; Acrasida; Naegleriidae
Exons: 1
Coding region: 1-1032 (343 amino acids)
Source: RefSeq, a predicted model, not a curated record